This is a messenger RNA of Lagopus muta (rock ptarmigan), 915 nucleotides long. RefSeq names its product peptidylprolyl isomerase H (gene PPIH). The record is from RefSeq and is a predicted model, not a curated record. Gene Ontology annotation, molecular function: peptidyl-prolyl cis-trans isomerase activity. Gene Ontology annotation, cellular component: intracellular membrane-bounded organelle. Gene Ontology annotation, biological process: protein peptidyl-prolyl isomerization; protein folding. The coding region runs from base 304 to 726 and encodes 140 amino acids. NCBI's taxonomy places the organism in Eukaryota, Metazoa, Chordata, Aves, Galliformes, Phasianidae. The transcript is spliced from 10 exons.
CGCCUCCCUCCACUCCGCUUCCGCUUCCGGGUGAGGCGGCCGUCAUGUCGGCGCUGGCGGCCAACCCCAACAACCCCGUGGUGUUCUUCGAUGUCACCAUCGGCGGGCAGGAGGUGGGCCGCAUGAAGAUCGAGCUGUUUGCUGAUGUCGUGCCCAAAACCGCGGAGAACUUCAGGCAGUUUUGUACCGGUGAAUUCAGGUAUGCGAGUUAUUUUUUCCUUUUGCCCACAUUCUCAGACACACUGGGCUGGGUGCUUGGAACGAUGACCCACUUGGAAGUUUUCCUCACUGUAUUGCUGUGCAAUGGAAGAGUUUCAGAAAUCUCUGAUGAAAGCACGCCUGGCUCAGAAAGACGGUGUCCCCAUAGGUUAUAAAGGAAGCACUUUCCACAGGGUAAUAAAGGAUUUCAUGAUCCAAGGAGGUGACUUUGUAAACGGCGAUGGCACAGGAGUAGCCAGUAUAUAUAGGGGGCCUUUUGCAGAUGAAAACUUCAAGCUGAAACACUCUGCUCCUGGCCUGCUUUCUAUGGCAAACAGUGGCCCAAGCACUAACGGGUGUCAGUUUUUCAUCACGUGCUCCAAGUGUGACUGGUUGGAUGGAAAACACGUUGUGUUCGGUAAAAUCGUUGAUGGGCUGUUGGUAAUGAGAAAAAUUGAAAAUGUGCCCACAGGACCAAAUAACAAACCCAAGCUGCCAGUUGUGAUCUCUCAGUGCGGGGAGAUGUAAAGCAGUGGAGUAGGAACGGGUGCUCCCUUGUGGGUGGAUUGGCCUUUGCCAGCUCCAUGCAGCUCCAGCUCCAGCCAGUUCCCCUGCUGCUCCAGUCCUCCUCACAGACUCCUGAAAUCAUGAAAUAAUUGGCAUAUAUCAUUUUUUUUUUAAGUAUGUUGAAAUGUAAAUAAAGGAUUUUGUUAAAUA